AAUCUGAAAUUGUACACAGCCGAAAGCAUCUUUUUUUGAUAAAAUGACAAAAUUCGGUUAACUUGUUCUUCAGUUAUCUUUCUUUGAAUAUUUUUUCCUGGACUUUUUGUGCGAGUUUACAUUAUAACAACAUUAUAACUAAAUAGUAGACUCUAAAGUAUUUACCAAAUAAUGUUCAAUUGUUUUUUUUAAUACUGAGCUAAUUAAAUAUAAUCACACUUGCAAUCCCCUGUCUUGGGUGCCUCGACACCCUGACACCAUAAGUAAGUAAGUAAGUAAGUUCUUCUCCCCUCUGUCACGGGUGCAAGCACACCCACAAAGUAUUUACUGAAAAGGGAAUGUUGAUUCCCCUACUGAGCCCUUGAGCUGUUUUUCGUUGAAAAACUUAAUGAAUGACACAAUUGUAGAACACAAACAGUGAUCCAAGGGAGAACAACUCUAUGAAAAUAGAAGAAGUGGUUGAAAAGCGACGAAAAUUUUGAAAUAAAGGCUCUCAUGGCCUCAUUGUUGGCACUGGGCUCUUUGAACAUGGUUGAUUUGAAGAUUAUCUCAAUAAACAACAUAUUUAGGGAAAUAACUUCCUCACUGUCAGGUCGCUUUUCAGUCACUAGCGUUUCGAAGCUCUGAUGACCUAUCUUAGGUUCAAUGACAAGAUGGAUAGGAGGUCGACAAGAAGAACAAAGGAUGCUCUGGCUCCCAUUCGUGAGGUGUGGGACCUUUUUGAGAAACAAUUGUCUAAGCACUACAAACAGCUAUAGUCCUUUUCUGACGGUCGAUGAACAACUUGUCCCUUUUCGUGGUUGCUGCAAGUUCCGAAUAACAUGCCCAGCAAUCUUGACACAUACAUGUAGAGAACAUAUGGUUUCACAAUCUACUGGCUCUGUGAGGCUGACAUAUCCACUAAAAGCAUUGCCAUUAACUGGUAAAAACUAGUUGCUGUCAGAAAAGAUUCAUGGUGCAAAUUUGGUUCUGAAACUUGUGGAGCCAUUCUUCAGAAUUUUAUAGAUCCAAAAGGGGAAACUUUGGGGGAAUAUCUUAUGAGUUCAAAAACACUGUACGACACUAUUAUGGCUGACACUUCUUUGAUUAUCUUGAACGGAAGCAAGUACAGAGAAAUGGGCAUGUAUAAAAACUGAAAUCGUAGCAGUUGUUUCUUUCUUAUUCUGAUUGUUCAACGCUCCAUACAAUUGGCAUAUAUUCAGGCUUUAAAAUUACAAAAACGAAAACAAAGAAAACUUCAAAAAACAAAUUAUGCUGAUCCCUCUAAUUACACUGGGCGUGAUGGCCACAGCAGCCACCCACAAAAAUACCAGUGACAGCCAUGACCAAUGGAGUACGGAGAAGCAAAUGGGACACGAUGUAAACGAAGAAAAAUUCCCAAAUAUUUUCCAAAUCCCGGCCAAAGAGCCCCUCACAUCUCCUCGAAAUCCACGACGUCGCGCAAAUUAUGCUGGGCCGUUCGUUCAAAAUAUUUGGAACGCCCUUAUCCCAAAGAGGAAUAAAAAUGUCAUUGAACUACGAAGUGGAUCAACAAGAUGGUUUCAGGAACAUACCCAUAGCCCGUCACAGAACACGCUAGAUGGACAGGCUUAUGAAAGGUCUGCCUCUCGCGCCUCGUCUCUUAGCGGGGAUUUGUCGGAGAAUGGUCCAAUCGAAGCCGGAACGGACAACGGUGACCUUAACCUUGCACAACUGAAGCAAGGGAACAGAUUGUAUCGUGACAGGCGUAACGUCACGUCACAGGCGUCCUCCUCACCGACACCCGACAUAGAUGUGGUGAAUGAGACGCGAAGCCAAAAUAUUUCCACUGGCAUCACUCCUUUGAAAGCAACAGAAGAAAAUCGAUAUUCUCUGCUGGAUUCACUAAGCACUGCUUUCUCCCGGACGGGCACUUCUCGCUUGAAACGUUUACUUCUGUCGGCAUACAUUUCCGGUGCUAGGGAAGAUGAACAUUUGUACGAGCCCCAAGCUCUGGAGGUCUUCCUAGACCAGGUGAAUAUUAUGAUGCCUCAGCCGUUUGACAAGCCGAACGAUGUCACGAAACUAAACCCCCGUCUCUUCCGUGCCGGGGGCGUUUUCCCCACUGCCUCCCAGAAGUGUGUCAUGGUCAAAGUCUACAGCGAAGACGGGACGUGCGAAGGUGUCGUCUGGAACAAUACUCAGUCCGGACUCGAAGCUGGUUCCUCUAAGGAAAGCAACCAAUCAGCGAGCACAAACUCUUCCGGCGGUAGAUCUACAGGGGAAAUGAUCGAGUGUUGCCUCAGUGAGAACAAGACCAGCGGCCAGCAGGUCACACCUACCAGUACCCCGCUACCUCCAGACUAUUUGACGCUAUCAGAUCGGCUGGGCGACGGCAGCAGAAUACAUCAACGCUCUGUGGGAGGACGGGUCUCACAACAGACAAGUGUAAAGGAAAGUCUCCGUCUGUGGACGUGGAGGGGACUGGACAAGGACAAAGCAAACGUGGUCAUAUCGCUGAGUGGAUUCAUGUUCCAACUGUCAGAUCCACACUCACACGGGAUAGGUGCGCCCGUUGACCCUCAGGCGGAGAAAGCAACAUUGUCUUUCGAUGAAGUAUGUGUGGCAAUUGACAGAGGCGGGACGGUUGUGAGGGAUUCAUCUGAGGGUACCCCUUAUUGGUACAAUAGCAGCCACUGGAUGACCUACGAAGACCCUCAGAGCCUGGCCCAGAAGUUGGAAUACCUGAUCAAAUGGAACGUGGGUGGCAUCAUGCUGACGUCACAGUCCCAGGACGACAUCUCCGGCCAGGAGUGUGACGUGGGACCUUUCCCUCUGUCCUCCUUAGUGUACAGAGUGGCCGCCUUCCACCUGGAUAACUGGCUCGGCUUCGGGGAACAGAACUGGAGAGGUCACUGUGAGAAGGUCUAUGCCAGGGGAAACGUGGCUCGGUCUUCUCUUGUGGUUGUUGGCCUGUCGGUGGUCAUGGUGGUGGUUGUUGGCGGGGAGUGGAACUGACUUUAGUAAUGUGUGGGUUUUUAGUGAGUGUUAAUGAUGAUGAUAAUGAUGAUGAUGAUGAUAAUGAUGGUGAUGAUGAUAAUGACGA
Messenger RNA from Aplysia californica (California sea hare), 3064 nucleotides. RefSeq lists its product as uncharacterized. NCBI's taxonomy places the organism in Eukaryota, Metazoa, Mollusca, Gastropoda, Aplysiida, Aplysiidae. Gene Ontology annotation, molecular function: chitinase activity; chitin binding. The record is from RefSeq and is a predicted model, not a curated record. Gene Ontology annotation, biological process: chitin catabolic process; carbohydrate metabolic process. Gene Ontology annotation, cellular component: extracellular region.